AUGGGUCACUUGUGCCCUAGAAAAAUCUUUGUCCAGGAUGUGAAAGCCAGCAGCUUAAACCCAGUGAGGGGCAGAAAUGUAAAUAACACAGAAACAAAGAAGCGAGUUCCUAUUCCCCCGCCGCUGAACUCUCAGUGCCGGCGGCGCCUCGCUGGCUCAAGGUCCCUGCGCCCGCUCGAGGAGAUGGCAGCAGCGGGGUCCGAAUCGGAGAUGCAGGCGGACUUGGCGGCGCAGCGGGCGGCUUGCGAGCGGCAGAUCGCCGCCGACCGGGACCCCUCCGCCUGGGCGGCCUUCCGCGCCGGCCUACACUCCGCCCGCUCCGGCGCCCACCAAACUUUCUCGCGCAAAGGCACGCCCCCCUCCUCCCUCCCUCAGUCCCCUUCUCAACCGGCGCUGCCGAAUGCGGGGGACCUCCCUGGGCUACGGAAGCAGCUCCGCGACCUCGAGGCCGACCUAGCGCAAACCCUGUCCCUCAAAAUCGCCAAGGAGAGGAAACGCGAGCGCAUGAGGGAGUCGAUCUCGGCCUCGGCUGCCGCAGGUGAGCAGCUCAGGAACACCAUCGCCGAUCAGAUGAACAGGAGAGUCCAACAUGCCGCGGCCGUAUCGCGUGCGCUCGACGCCGUCGAGGCUCUUGAAACGAAGGACAGCGAAGAUGAACAAUGGAGGGAAGAUAUAGACAAAGCUGUUUCAUGGUACCAGCAGUUUGCCGGCUUCCAGGUCGUUGAGAAAGUAGGAGGUGUGAGAUUCAUCUUUGACAAAGUUGACUCGCAAGUUCCCGAGAAGGAGUUCUCGAUGGUCUUAAACUUUGACAAAGACUCCGAGGAACUGCUCAAGGAUUUGAACCUCGCUAACGAUCUACCCAAGUUUGUAAGAAUAACCCGAGAAAGGAUCCAGGCUGCUUCGAUGAAUGGGACUCUUCCUGUAAGCACAAUGGUUUGUCCAGAUGCUUCCCCUCUACAAAUCUCAUCUCCGCCGAUGAUGUCAGUUGAUUCUAGCAGCAGAAAUGAUGCUGACCAAAGCCACUCCCAAAGUAAGAACAAGAAGAAGGCUCUUCCUGCUAAGAGAAGAGCUUCUGCCUUGUCGGCAGCAUCUCCUGGCUCUGUGCGUCGCUCCCCACGUUUUCCGGUAACUUGUCUCAUCUCUUCUAGAUAUUUUUCAAGUUUGUGUGUAGAUGAAUCACUAGCAGACUACCUCCUUGUAAACUGA
This is a messenger RNA of Lolium rigidum, 1206 nucleotides long. RefSeq names its product kinetochore protein SPC25 homolog. Lineage: Eukaryota; Viridiplantae; Streptophyta; Magnoliopsida; Poales; Poaceae. Gene Ontology annotation, biological process: chromosome segregation. The coding region runs from base 1 to 1206 and encodes 401 amino acids. The transcript is spliced from 6 exons. Gene Ontology annotation, cellular component: Ndc80 complex. The record is from RefSeq and is a predicted model, not a curated record.